UAUAUUAAUUGAUUAUUUCUAGAUAUUUAAAGUAAUUCAAAAAGUAAUUAGAAAUGCUUUUUGAAUCAAUGCUUCAUUUUAUGAUUCUGAUCUAUGCAACGUAUGUACAAGCAUUUUAUCUUCCCGGCCUUGCCCCUGUAUCAUUCUGCAAAUUAGAAAAUGCCAAUGACAAGUGUUUAAGUGUCAUCAAGCUUUAUGUCAAUAGCUUAGACUCAGUGGAUUUUAUUAUUCCUUACGAAUAUAGCAGGUUUGAUUUUUGUGAAGAUACAGAUAAGUCAGAUACAUCUCCAUCUGAAAAUCUGGGACAGGUGGUAUUUGGUGAGCGAAUUCGUCCAUCACCAUAUAAGUUUAAAUUUAAUGAAAAUAUGACAUGUAAAGAAGUUUGCACCAAAACAUACAAAAAAGAUAACAAAGAAGAUGAUGCAAAACUUGAUUUUUUAAAAAAAGGAAUCAUGCAGAACUAUCAGCAUCACUGGAUUGUCGAUAAUAUGCCUGUUACAUGGUGCUAUGAUGUUGCAGAUACAGAAAACAAAAAGUACUGCUCUACAGGAUUUCCUAUUGGAUGCUGGGUAGCAGAAAAUGGAGACCCAAAAGAUGCUUGUGUUAUAAAUCCAAAAUAUUCAGAAAAGAACACAUACUAUGUCUUUAACCAUGUGAGCAUUACAAUCACCUUUCAUGAGGGAAAUGGCGAGCAGUGGUCUGGUGCAAGACUUCUUUCGGCUAAAGUAGAACCAUCCAGUGUAGAUCAUGAUUAUACUACUGAAGGUGGAGAAACAAAAGUUAAAAGCUGUCCAAUUAUCAAAGCUAAAGGUAUCAAAGGAGGAAUAAAUGAUAAUCCAGAUGGUAUCAAAAUAUCAUAUACCUAUGACAUAAAGUUUGAGCCAAAUAAUAAUUUAAAAUGGGCUUCUCGCUGGGAUUACAUUUUGGAGUCUAUGCCCCACACCAAGAUUCAUUGGUUCAGUAUCAUGAAUUCUAUGGUUAUUGUUCUUUUUUUAUCUGGAAUGAUUGGCAUGAUACUGUUACGAACUUUACAUCGUGACAUUUCUCGUUACAAUCAGCUGAUUGAUUCUGGGGAAGAUGCCCAAGAAGAAUUUGGUUGGAAAUUAGUUCAUGGUGAUGUUUUUCGACCACCAAGUCAUGGAAUGUUUUUAUCUGUUUGUGUUGGAAUGGGGUUGCAGAUUGGUAUUAUGGUAUUUAUUACAUUAGGCUUUGCAUGUCUGGGAUUCUUAUCUCCAGCUAAUAGAGGUGCUUUAAUGACAUGUGUUUUAGUACUGUUUGUUUGUUUGGCUGCUGUGGGAGGGUAUAGUUCAGCAAGAGUUUACAAAACACUUGGAGGAGAGCAUUGGAAGACAAAUGUUAUUAUGACAGCAUUUUUUUUCCCGGGUAUUGUUUUUGGAUUAUUUUUUAUCUUAAAUCUUGCACUUUGGGUUAAAAAUUCUUCGGCUGCUAUACCUUUUGGUACUCUAGUGGCUUUGCUUGCUCUCUGGUUUGGUGUUUCUGUUCCUUUGACUUUUCUUGGAGCGUAUCUGGGAUUCAAAAAACCUUCUAUUGAAUUGCCAGUACGUACCAAUCAAAUACCAAGACAGAUACCUGAACAGAGUAUAUACACUAGAUCUUUUCCGUGCAUUGUAAUGGGAGGAAUUCUUCCCUUUGGAUGUAUCUUUAUUCAACUUUUCUUCAUCCUUAACAGUUUGUGGUCUCAUCAAAUUUAUUACAUGUUUGGCUUUUUGUUUUUGGUCUACAUCAUACUUUUAAUUACAUGCUCUGAAACAACUGUGCUAUUAUGCUAUUUUCAUCUUUGUGCUGAAGAUUAUCAUUGGUGGUGGCGCUCGUUUUUGACCAGUGCUUUUACAGGAGUUUAUUUAUUUGCGUAUUCUGUGCAUUAUUUUAUGACAAAGCUUUCUAUCUCUGGUCACACAAGUAUUUUUUUAUAUUUUGGAUACACAACAAUAAUGGUAUUACUCUUUUCACUUCUCACUGGAACCAUUGGGUUUGUGGCAUGCUUUUACUUCGUUCACAAAAUUUAUGGUGCUGUAAAAGUUGAUUGAUUUAUCGACUGUGGUGUUAAACCUGUUUUUUACAAACUUUAACGAAUUUAAAUUACUGAAAAUUUAGACUUAAGAAAAAAAGACUUCAAAAGUUAUAAACUCUAAACUAAUUGCAACUAUUUUGCACGCAGGAUAUUGUUACACAAUAUAUAUAAAUUUUUUCGGUUUACAUUCUUUUUUGCAAAGUAUUUCUUACAGCUAAUUUAUGCUGGAACUUAAUAAAUAUUUUUUUCAGGUAGCUAAUUGUUACAUAUUAUACGCAAUUAAAUAUUCCGUUUUUCCA
This is a messenger RNA of Hydra vulgaris (swiftwater hydra), 2331 nucleotides long. RefSeq names its product transmembrane 9 superfamily member 2. Gene Ontology annotation, cellular component: membrane. Lineage: Eukaryota; Metazoa; Cnidaria; Hydrozoa; Anthoathecata; Hydridae. Gene Ontology annotation, biological process: protein localization to membrane. The record is from RefSeq and is a predicted model, not a curated record.